GAUCCACCUGAUGGCUGGCCGAGUGCCCCAAGGGGCUGACCGAGCUGCAAUCCAAGGUGAGAUGGAGACAGUUUUUCUGGAGAACCUGAAAUAUGCAGCUGGGGUUUUGGCUCAGGAGAACCUCGUGGGACUGCUGGAGCCCAUUAACACUCGAAUCACGGACCCCCAGUACUUCCUGGAUACACCCCAGCAGGCGGCAGCCAUCUUGCAGAAGGUUGGGAGACCCAAUCUUCAACUGCAAAUGGACAUAUUCCACUGGCAGAUCAUGGGUGGUAAUCUGACAGCAAACAUCAGGGAGUUCCUGCCCAUUGUUGGGCAUGUGCAAGUGGCACAGGUCCCAGACCGAGGGGAGCCAGGCAGUUCUGGAGAGCUGGACUUUUCUUACCUGUUCCAGCUGCUAGAAGAUGAAGGCUACCAAGGAUUUGUGGGCUGCGAGUAUCGGCCUCGAGGAGACACGGUGGAGGGUCUGAGCUGGCUACGUUCAUACUGGGACAGACGGGGCCACCCACAGACAGGCCAGUAAGGUUCUACACAGUACCUGCAUGCUGCUCUGGGGCAGCGGGCAAGGGUCCUGAGGCCCCUCCUCUGAAUUAAAGACACACUGAAUAUUUU
Messenger RNA from Cricetulus griseus (Chinese hamster), 612 nucleotides. The record is from RefSeq and is a predicted model, not a curated record. Lineage: Eukaryota; Metazoa; Chordata; Mammalia; Rodentia; Cricetidae.